GGCUUUCGUAGCUCCGCGAAUGGUAGCCCUUGUCAAACACUGUUUGUGUGGGUUUUCUACCGGUUAGCAAAUUAUCAUCCAUUUCCGGGACCCAGUAGGGGCUUCAAAAUGGUCGAGGCUUGCGAGGAUGUAGAGAGCUGAGGUAAAAUGAUAGCGCCUCGAAUAGUCAAAAUCGCACGAUGGACAGCGUCAGAGGCAGAAAAGACCUAGAAUGGCAGAAUACCUACCUACAAAAGGGGACUGAAUCCCACUUGGUCAAGUCCUGUCUGUGUCGGGCUCGGGUAACGGUCAGCAGAGUAGUUCCUCAUCUCACCCUCGUCACUCUUUUGAAUUAUCACCAUCAUCACGAUGAAGACCUUGGGACUUUUCGCUCUCUCGGGCGCUGCCCUCUUACAAGGCGUUUCAGCUGCUUGUUGUCGCAGUAAUACGUGCUUGAAAGCGGUUGCCCUCGCCGACACCGGACUUGCCGAUUGCUCAGCAAACCUCGGCACCGUCACCGUGACUUCCACCGCGGCCGCAACUACCUCCACCGAAACGGUAACUACCACGGUGGACCAGGUCACCGAGUUCACUUCCACAACUUUCGAUCUGUUCACCGAAACUACCACGGAAACCGGAUUGACAGAGACCCUCUUUCACACGGAAACGGUCACAUCCACCGGACCGGUCCAGACGGACACGGUUACGCGCACCUUGACUCAAACCCUCACCACCACCUCGACUGAGCUGGCCCCCGGUGUCACCUCAACUGCAACAUACUAUCUCGCCGAGCCGACCGUCUUCCGUCGGACGGUUGUUGCUGCUCCCUCUACCCUGCCUGAGUAUGCGUCGGCCGACUGUGCCGACUGGACCAAGUAUGUCAAGGCAUGCAAGUGCGUGGGUGUCGAGUUGGCCACCGUGACGGUAACCGUCUCCGCUGCCGUCGAGACCGAAAUCGUGACUGUGAUGGUUCCCGGUGAGGAGGUGACAGUUACCGUCCCCAUGACUGUUUCCAGCACCCAGACCGCCAUCGUAUCGGCAACCGCCACCGACGCAAGAACCGUGACCGAAACCGUCACAGAUGUGCCCGACAGCGUCACCGUCACCGAGACCGUCUCCGCCACCUCCACCGUCACCGUGACCACUACGUCGACGCCCAGCACCGUUGUGCCGCUUACUUGCCAGCCUACAGGCUACAACUUCCUGGUUUCCACGCCAUAUACUUCUGCGACGUCGGGGGUGAAGAGCUUGUGGCUAUGGGGGCUUCAAAACCAAGUCCUCUGGGUAGGCUACGGCGGCACAGGAGCCCCCACGCAGCUGGCGGCUAGCUGGACUCUGGACAGCAACGGUUCUGUCCAAGGGCGCGGCACUAACAGCAUCCUGUAUGUCUCGACCGGUAGUUCGGCUGCCUCGGUGCAGGUCAAGAUGGGCGACAGAAACUCUGUUGACGCCGGCGUCGCGGCCGGUUCGAUGGCUAGGAUCAAGGGCUGCGUCGACGCAAGCACUGGGCGAUUUACCGUCUCGGCGGAUGGACGGCACAACCUCGUGCAGUGCGGUUCUCAAAUAUUCAUCUCCAGCGGCAACGGGUCCGAUGCGGGAAGCAAUUGCAUCCAGGCCACUCCCACGGUUACUCCUGUCUAACCAGUCUGGAUUUCGGUUGGUGUCCGUCAUGGAGAGAUGGACGGAUGUCGCCUGGCCCCGGUGAGGCUACUCUAGCUCAUCAGGUCUGCAUGCCCGAUUGUCUGGUCAGAAUGGCGGGGAACUGACGAGUACGGGGUCAAUUAUCCUGUACCUUGGUCCAUCCUAAAUCCCAUCUGGCUUGUGUUGGUUAGCUAUGGACUGCUGCUCGUCUUGUUUUCUUUAGUUACCUCACUUACCUAAUUUAAUGCCAACUCUUAUCAACUCAUAGUGCCUUUGGAAGAAAUAAGUCACCUAAAUUCAUAAGCAGUGAACUGCCCGAAAGAGGGGAUGAGAACCAAUGCGAGGGAUU
This is a messenger RNA of Neurospora crassa OR74A, 1969 nucleotides long. RefSeq lists its product as hypothetical. The transcript has 2 exons. The record is from RefSeq and is a predicted model, not a curated record. The coding region runs from base 349 to 1620 and encodes 423 amino acids. Lineage: Eukaryota; Fungi; Ascomycota; Sordariomycetes; Sordariales; Sordariaceae.